This is a messenger RNA of Aspergillus ruber CBS 135680, 1581 nucleotides long. RefSeq lists its product as uncharacterized. The record is from RefSeq and is a predicted model, not a curated record. Lineage: Eukaryota; Fungi; Ascomycota; Eurotiomycetes; Eurotiales; Aspergillaceae. The transcript is spliced from 7 exons. Bases 1 to 1581 code for a protein of 526 amino acids. Gene Ontology annotation, molecular function: protein binding.
AUGGCACCCAGCCUACCGGCCGAGGUCCUGUAUAUGAUCCUAGAUCAGCUCCGAGACGAAAGGGACUACAACACCAUUUAUCAAUUUGCACUGAGUUCGAAGUACUUCACAGAGCCCGCAUUGACGAUUCUCUAUCAGUUGUAUGAUACCGCGCCAGUGACCGGGGGCUCAAUUGAAAAUGCUAAACGACAGCAAGAAAGGACAAUUUGGAAAUGGGCGGCUAUGUGGCGCUCUGUUAUCCUGUCCGCGCUUGAUCAGACCUAUCUUCCAUAUCGCAACUAUAUACGGCACUUGAACCUUGAGGAUUUAUCCGACUUACUCAGUCACCCGGGGUUCAGAGGCAAGACACAUGAUUAUUUCUUUACACCAGAACUUCGUGAAGCCGCAGGCCAACAUAAUUGGGAUAGAAGGCUUCGAUCGAGAAUUGCCCAAGACAUUCCUCUAUUAGUGACUGGGAUUGGCUCAGUCUCAACUGAUACACUUUCCGACUGGAUUGAGCAUCUACCGUCGUUGCAGACUCUAUCAAUUUGGGAUGGAGGAAAUCUCACGCAGUCCGUUGGAAACAAGAUCCGCAAUCACUGUCCUGAGUUCAAGCGAAUCACAGCGUACAGAUGGGCAAGUAACGGGCCCUGGCACACAGAGGCUGAAUCUGAACGGUUCCUCAACGAGCUGAGGCCUCAUACACUUGAGCAUUUCGAGGUUAUCAGUUUUAACUUUUUAAGCAGCGACUCGAUCAGUGGCCUCAGUUCCCAUUUGGGUUCAUUAACAGAACUGAAACUGACUUCCCUCAGUCUUAAUGCCAUCACAUCGCUGCCCUCAUUAACAGCUCUACCAGCCCUAAGGGCGCUGGCCUUGACAGAUUCGAAGGUUUUAGUGGACAAUGCCCUAGUCGAGUCGAUUGUUACGCAUCUUGGUCAAUGGAUCCAUAGUUGCAAGUCACUAAAAGAAUUGCACAUCAGGAGAUUUGUCUUUGACCCUAACACAUUGUUAUCCCAGGCCCUUGCUAACGGUGGGCCUCGCCUGACUACCCUUUCGUUGUCUGACUAUGCCGCGGCUGAGGCCCGGGGGUUUCAUGAAACCUUGGGGUCACAAAAGACACUACAGAACCUCUAUCUCAACGGAGAAGGCAUGGAGCCGGUUGAGGAUAACGUGCAUCUCGUCCAGGCCUUUGCUGAACUCAAUGAAAUACGUGUACUCGAACUCAAGGGAGUAUCCAACGGCUUCACUCCGGACCACGUCAUGGCUUUGGUUGCAUUGAUCCCGCGCGUGGAGAGACUCUGGAUCGAUGGUGACUACUUCGAUGAUAGCAUUUGGCUUGCAUUCCGCUGUUUGCCCAAACUGCGAAGUCUGGUCAUCCAAGCGCUCAGCGAGUUCUCGGAACAGGCGAUUAUUAAUUUCGUCACUAAGCUCAAGUCAGGUAGCCAUGGGUUCAAUCUAUCAAUUAUGAACUCGAUAACAGAGGCCGAACUUUCGGAGGAUGCGCAAAAUUCAAUACGAGAUAUCCUGGUCGGUGGAUCGUUUGAAUUCGGCCUGGCGCAAGAGGAAUUUAGUGAUAUGAGUUCAGAGGACUUCUCAGAUUGA